CACACACACUCUCUCUCUCUCUUUCUGUCUUUCUUUCUGUCUCUCAGUCAGUAAUAAUGGAGCCCGGCAGUCCGAAGAAGAUCCAGUUCGCUGCGCCUCCGCUGCAGGGACAGCUGGAUCCACAGGCCGCCGAACAUAUCCGUCGCAGACGACCGACUCCUGCCACUCUGCAGAUCUACAGACAACCUGGCACAGAUGCUGGGGACCAGCAAAACGCCGGCGGAGAGUCACAGCCUUCAGAUUCCUCUCAGAGGAAGAAGAGCACCUACGCCCCGCCCACCAUGAAAGGCAAGCUGGAAAGCUCCGUACCCGAGGAGGACGAGGACGAGGACGAAACCGUCCCCCAGGACGACUGACCCGGGGGAGAAGUCUUCAGCACAAAAAGAGGGCGGACAAUUUAUUCCUGACAAAACCAACAGACGGACUCCGGCGGCCAACUCGAGCCUAGCGCCUACAUGACAGGACAUUGAUUUCACCGGGAGAGCUGAGCUCCGAGCGGUUGACGUUUUACUCGGAGCGCGUAAAAAAACAAGCGCGAAGCCUCCCCCCUUCCUCUCAGCGAACUGGUCUGGAAACAGCCAACAGGGCCGCCUCACCUCACCAAGCACCUUCACCUCAACGCGACUUCACGCAAACCGCCGCCGAGUCGACUACGAUCUUUUUAGCCCCGGGAUUAAAAUUAAAAACGCGCCUCUGUUUGCCCCGUUUCAGUUCAGAAACAGGGUGGAAGUAGGAUUUUUUUUCCUUUAACAGAAGCAGCAAAUAAAUUCCAUCACAACAGUUGAACUCAAACGCUCGCGCAGCCGACAUUUCACACUUUUGGCGGGAAACUCAGAGUAGCCUGUUCUGAUGCUGUGAAAACAAA
This is a messenger RNA of Xiphias gladius (swordfish), 865 nucleotides long. RefSeq names its product protein phosphatase 1 regulatory subunit 1C-like. The transcript has 5 exons. Gene Ontology annotation, cellular component: cytoplasm. The coding region runs from base 57 to 356 and encodes 99 amino acids. The record is from RefSeq and is a predicted model, not a curated record. Gene Ontology annotation, biological process: intracellular signal transduction. NCBI's taxonomy places the organism in Eukaryota, Metazoa, Chordata, Actinopteri, Istiophoriformes, Xiphiidae. Gene Ontology annotation, molecular function: protein phosphatase inhibitor activity.